AGGUUGCGAAGGCCAAGGUCAUAUUACUCUCCUUUGCGACUCUUAAGCGGCCACGAGAUGUAGACGUUGUCGUGCGAGCCCAAGGCAAGAACCCUAAGGCUCUCAGGGCAGAGAUCCUCUCACAUUACCCCAAGAUUGAUCCUGCCGCCGCCGCCAAAGGUGCUUCGUCCCAAAGUGAGUGGCCUCCCUGGUUGGCCUCGUCGUAGCUCUGACUCACCACCUUGGCAGAAACCGUUGUGCUGCUUGACUCACUCAACGAGCUCGCCACAGCGGCACCUCAGAUCAUGCCGACUUUUCUGUCGAGCAUCGUUAUGCCGACGGUGUCUCUGGUAGCAGUGUACCACACCGAUGUCCCCAUUGUACUCCCGCGAUCAGUAAGUGAGUACGAGCCUCACCCUCUGACCGUCCUUUCCCACUUGGCCACCUCCAUUCUUCGGCUAUCAAGUCUGCGUCAGGAGAUUGAGCGCCAGAGGGCGAGGAACAGGAGUCUCCAAGAGCCGGAAUGGGGGCUGGGCGAGGGCCGUGAAGGAGUCCUCGUCGGUCUCAAGGGCGACACCAAAUCCGGGGAUUAUCAUGGCGUGGUUGUCGAGAUGGAGAUCAGGAGGCGAAGCGGACGUUCCAUGGCGGAAAAUUUCGUCGUGUCGCCACAGGUGGGCCAGAGCAUAACCACUACAUCCGCGAAGGGAUCCAAGAUUUUCCUCCUCUCGGAGCACCCUGUAUUUGCUUCCUCUGGGGGUUCUGGCGCCACGGGUUUUGGAGAUGGAGAGGACGACGAGCCAGAGAGUACAUUCAACCUGGGCCUCACGGAGAAGCAGCGACGGGAUAGGGAGGGCAUUGUGCUGCCUUACUUUGACGCGCAGACGGACAUAGGGGCGGGAGAGGGUGGAAGGAUCCUGUACGAGAUGGGCAGGGAGGAUGACUUUGAUGACGAGGAGGACGAGAUCUAGACGGCCUCAUUGCAUGAGACAUAAAGAAAUGAACAUCAUCAGUGUACGUCUCGUUCGAGGCCUAUUGUGCUGACUAUCAGGCACGACACUUCGGUCCAAGUGAGGCCAAAUCUGGGAAGAGCGUUUGCCUGUCCACCAGCUGCCGCGUAACGGCUGCGACCUUCCUUCCUUUACGGGCAUCUUUGACUCACCUCCC
Messenger RNA from Colletotrichum navitas, 1143 nucleotides. Its product is annotated as Elongator complex protein 5. The transcript has a single exon. Gene Ontology annotation, biological process: tRNA wobble uridine modification. Gene Ontology annotation, molecular function: tRNA binding. Lineage: Eukaryota; Fungi; Ascomycota; Sordariomycetes; Glomerellales; Glomerellaceae. The record is from RefSeq and is a predicted model, not a curated record. The coding region runs from base 285 to 947 and encodes 220 amino acids. Gene Ontology annotation, cellular component: cytosol; elongator holoenzyme complex; nucleus.